Messenger RNA from Culex quinquefasciatus (southern house mosquito), 1412 nucleotides. RefSeq names its product SPRY domain-containing protein 7. Gene Ontology annotation, molecular function: protein binding. NCBI's taxonomy places the organism in Eukaryota, Metazoa, Arthropoda, Insecta, Diptera, Culicidae. The transcript has 2 exons. The record is from RefSeq and is a predicted model, not a curated record. The coding region runs from base 185 to 865 and encodes 226 amino acids.
AACAAAACAUUGACAGUUGAGGUAAACAGAGCCGCGGUGAGCAAGAAAACGCUCGCCUGCAAAACGAAAGAACGGAUUAAAACAGUACCGAGGCAAGAGGACCAUAUUUUAACGUAAUUAGCCUGCUCGACGAUUGUGGGUGCCAAUUUGGAGGAUUGCUCGGAUCAAAUUCACAAACGGAGGCAUGUUUUGCUGCCUCAAGAACUGUCUGAAUGGGGUACUGCCGCCUCAGACGGUGCAGAUUCGGCGAGAACAGGAUCCAAUCCAACUGGAUACGUCACAUAUGGGCCACGAGGUCGUCGUGAUAAAGGGUGGCCAGCGGGCUUGCGGCUCCGGUGGCGUCAUAGCCAACACCCCACUGCUGCAGUCCAAAUCGUACUUCGAGGUGAAGCUCCAACAGGGCGGCCAAUGGUCGGUGGGACUCGCCACUCAGCAGACAGAUCUGAACCAAACUAAGGGCGGCUUCGACAAGGAAUCGUGGUGUCUUACCUCGGACAACGCCAUCUACCACAACGCAAAGCCGCUGCACAAACUGGAAAAACGACCCGAGCAGCAGGAAAACAACGCCAAGCUGGAACUGGGAUCAGAUCUGGCCAGGCUCGAGUCCAGCGUGAGUUCCACGCUUGUCAACACCACUGGAAUACCUCAGGAGGGAGACACGAUCGGGGUGGCGUACGACCACGUGGAGCUCAACUUUUAUCUCAACGGUACUAACCUGAACGUCCCAGUGUUGAACGUCCGCGGGACGGUCUUUCCCUGUCUGUACGUAGACGACGGAGCCAUCCUGGAUAUUGUGCUGGACAACUUUAGCUACAGUGUACCACAGGGCUUCGAGAGGAUCUUGAUUGAACAAUCGCUGCUAUGAUUUGGUGACGUGGCAGUCACUUUGUUGAUAAUGUACCCUUCAUUCCUCGUCUUUUUCUAAGGUCCAACUAAUUACGGCUACACGAACAUGUUAACCUAAACUCGUUGACUAAAUAUUAAAAUCCAAACAUAUUACGUCCAUUAUACCGUAUUAUUUACCAUCAGAUUCCAAAACAUUUCUUUAUUGGAAACGACUAAAUUUUAGCUAGCGAAUUUGUACCAAACGGCUAUAAUUAAAAUUAGACGACAGAACAAACAUGUUUGCUACCAAGUCUAGUAACCUCCUUUACAGCAUGGAUGAAAACAGACAUAAAACUAAUAGAACGCAAGUAUAUUUUGCUAACAAUAUAAACGAGCUAACCUUAGAAACGUUUACAACACACAAUUAUUUUCCUUUGUACCUUUGCGCACGUGUCAUAAUUAAGCUCUUGAUCUAAACAAUAAUAAUACCAGGCUAGAUGUCAGGAAGAAACAGACGAAACCUUCAACGGCAGUGUGUUUGAAAUGUACUGAUUGUGAAUAAAUACUAUUUAUAUGAAUCGAAACAA